UUAAAAUAAAAAAUUACUUAGCUUCGUAGUGACCAUCAUAUAUAAAUAUCUAAAAAUAUGACAGAAGAUACAUUAAAAGGUUGGCAUCUUAUAUGGUGGUUAUUUAAAUUGUUUGGUUUUCCAAUUGCUAUUCCAUGGUUGAUAUAUCAUUUCUUUGAUAUAAUGCAACUGAAAAAGAGGAAACGUGCGCUGAGUGGGAAGGUUGUAAUGAUAACUGGGGCCAGUUCUGGCUUAGGAGAAGCUUUAGCACAUGCUUUUUAUGUUUGCGGUUGUAAAAUUAUUUUAAUUUCUAGAAGAAAAGAAGAAUGAAAUACUUUAAUCAAUACUCAUGUUACAGUAUCAACUCAUCCACCUGUAGUUUUACCAUUAGAUAUAACUGAAAUUAAUUCUUUACAAAAUGAAGUUGCAAAAAUAAUAGAUACUCAUGGAAAAAUUGAUAUUUUAAUUAAUAAUGCUGGUAUUACGUAUAGAGGUCAAGUUGUUAAUACCAAAGUGGAUGUAGAUAUAAAAGUAAUGCUUACAAAUUAUUUUGCUCAAAUUGCUUUGGCAAAAGCUGUUCUCCCAUAUAUGGUAAAACAACAAUCAGGUCAUAUAGUAUGUGUUAGCAGUAUACAAGGCAAAAUUGCAAUCCCAUACAGGUCUGCAUAUGCAGCUUCUAAAAGUGCAUUACAAGCAUGGUGUGAUAUCUGUAGAGCUGAAUUGUAUGAUCAGAAUAUAAAAGUUACAAUUGUUAGUCCAGGUUAUAUAAGAACUUCUCUCUCUUUAAAUGCAUUAACAGAAAAUGGACAAAUUUAUGGUGUAAUGGAUAAAGCCACACAAGAGGGAUAUUCUCCUGAAUAUGUAGCGGAUUGUAUUUUAAAAGCUGUAUUAAAAGAAGAAAAGGAUGUAACAAUAGCACCCUUUACUCCAAAAUUUGCAAUGUAUUUACGCACUUUAUGCCCUUCAUUAUACUUUUGGGCAAUGCAAAAACGUGCUAAAAAGACAGCAAAGGAAUCAUAA
Eufriesea mexicana is the source of this 999-nucleotide messenger RNA. Its product is annotated as dehydrogenase/reductase SDR family protein 7-like. The record is from RefSeq and is a predicted model, not a curated record. Lineage: Eukaryota; Metazoa; Arthropoda; Insecta; Hymenoptera; Apidae. Gene Ontology annotation, cellular component: membrane.